This is a messenger RNA of Dreissena polymorpha, 1579 nucleotides long. RefSeq names its product NF-kappa-B inhibitor cactus-like. The record is from RefSeq and is a predicted model, not a curated record. Gene Ontology annotation, molecular function: protein binding. The transcript has a single exon. Lineage: Eukaryota; Metazoa; Mollusca; Bivalvia; Myida; Dreissenidae. The coding region runs from base 70 to 1143 and encodes 357 amino acids.
UGUUGUUUCACGUUUCACAAUUAACUUAAGGGUAACGUAAUAUUUUUCAGAAAAUAACUGAAAGCAAAUAUGACAAAACUGAAUGAUACUGAUGGAAAAGAGGCCGAUGCUAUUCGUAGCAAACUAUCACAUUUGACCUGCAAUAUGGAAGGAACGCACCACACUGUGAAGAAAUCCAGAAUAGCCAUGUUUACGGAUGCCCGGCAGAUAUCGGAGGAGGAGGGGGAUUGCCUUCGGACAGACGAAUCGCCGUCCUCAGUAGUCACAACAGAUCCAUUCUCUGCGAAGGAUAAAUAUCCCUCGGUGACAAUGCUGUGUGAUGAACUAGACUCAUGUGACUUGUCCGACCUUCAAUCUAAUGGACACCAAGAUUUAAAUAGUGUUAAUGUCAAUAAUUUACUUCAAAGAACUACACAACAGGACAUCGUGUGUUAUACGGAAGAAAUGUUUGAAAAAGACGCUGACGGCGAUACGCCUUUGCACCUUGCAAUUAUUAUGGAAAAACUGUUGUUGGUUAGUAUAUUUAUCAAAAUGGCUCCAGCGUAUAAGUUUCUGUCCAUACGAAACAAACUCUUCCAAACGCCGCUCCAUUUGGCGGUCAUUAUGCGAAUGAUGGACAUCGUGCGACAGCUGAUGUGCGCAGGCGCAGACGUCACGGCAGUCGAUAGGAACGGCAAUACGCCGCUUCAUAUAGCUUGUCGUGAUGGUUUGUACGAAAUUGUUCGAUAUUUGUUAGAGCCAGUACGACACGGAGAAAUCCAGCGCAAUCCAUACGAUAUACCUUAUCAACGAAUUCCACAGGAUUUCGAUAUCGCGAACUACGACGGUUUGACCUGUCUACAUCUUGCAGUCAUGAAUAGGCACAUGGAUAUAUUACAACACCUCAUCGAACGCGACGUAGACUUGAACAUGAUCGAGCGGAAAGCGGGUAGAACUGUUCUUCACAUGACGUGUAUUAGCGGUGACGUCAAACUGGUGCGGACGUUAAUGAGUGUUAGAUCGUGCAAUAUAGACGCACGGACGUACAGCGGAUACACGCCCCUUGACCUGGCCCGGGACUACAACCAGGACGGGGUAUACACGAUCCUUGCGGCUGCAGGCGCAAAGCAUAGCGCAGAAUCUGUGGACUGUGACUCAGAUUGAAGUAUCACUAUGAUGUUUCUGUUAACGUUAGUUUACCUUUUUGUUUGGCUUCACUAUUACCUAACGUAUUUCUACAUAUCUCUCCUUGUUACGUUACCAUGCGCAUUUAUUUCGUACUCGGUAAGUGUUUUAUGAUGUAUGUAUGCUCCAGUCAUACUUAAAGUUCGACUGUAAACUGUGCCAAUGCUCCAACACGUUAUUUGUAAAACAACUUACAAUAUAAUUAAUUAAGUUCAGCAAACAUGUUGCUAUGGCAACCGAUUAUUACACUCAGGUUGUCCAAAAAUAAACUGGAUAAACUUAAAAUACCACGUGACAAUUGAUAUUAUAUAUAUACACACACAUAUUAUUUAAUACUGUUUCAGGCGUUAGGUGUAUUGUACAUAUUGUACAUAGUUCGAUUGUUGUCUUUAAUUAGUGCUGAACUUUACAUUUU